Molecule: messenger RNA, 2698 nt
Organism: Hermetia illucens (black soldier fly)
Lineage: Eukaryota; Metazoa; Arthropoda; Insecta; Diptera; Stratiomyidae
Product: dynein intermediate chain 2, axonemal-like
Exons: 4
Coding region: 66-2573 (835 amino acids)
Biological process (GO): cilium movement; outer dynein arm assembly
Cellular component (GO): outer dynein arm
Molecular function (GO): dynein light chain binding; dynein heavy chain binding
Source: RefSeq, a predicted model, not a curated record
UCAGAGUUGGUCCUGUCAUAUUUCAAGGAGUUUAGACAAACCGCAAUUUUAUAGAUAAUUCUAAAAUGAACUAUUUGCAAUAUAUUUAUACCAAAGAGCGUCGAACCUUUGGUCGGCAGUGCUUAUUUACUAAUCGAAAUGAACUGCUGUUUUCCGAGCCACCCCAUCCCGAAUACUCUAAAGAGUACAUCCUCAAGAAUCCUGUCCACCGCGGUACUCAGUUGAGCAAACAGAUGGCCUUGAGUGAAUGUAAUACGGAAAAUGUUCAAUACGCCCAUCACGGAAUGAAUCACAUCGAAGGGGGAUGGCCCAAGGAUGUUAACAUGCAUGACGAGGAGCAGACGCUUCGUUAUCGAAAGAAGAUUGAGCGCGAUGAAAUAUGGGGUCAACAGCUUUUAUCCGAAUUCCAGCGAGUUCUUCGGUCAGUUCUGCAAAAUAAUGCUGUGAACAUUUACGAGAAUUAUUUCGAGGACUCAAUGCCACUGGACCCACCUGGUGAAUAUGCAGCCCAUAUUGUUGGCAUAUAUCGCGACCAGCUAAUACCACCCCGUCCAGUCACGCAUAUGUCCUGGUGCCCAAACGGAUCAGAGCGCUUUGUCUGCUCGUAUACGUGUUUGGAUUUUCAACCAGUGGAGCGUUCCAUCGAUUCGUACAUUUGGGAUUUGGAGGAUGCAAAUAAACCGGAAAUGUCGCUCACAGCACCUGCAGCCAUAAUAAGUGCUGAGUGGAAUCCUCGUGAUGAGCACAUGAUCGCUGCAGGUCUUCGUAUCGGAACGGUCGCCAUUUGGGAUCCUCGAUCAGGAAGCAAAGAAACCAUGUCAAGUGUUCGGGAGACAAGCCACAGAGAACGUGUUACUUCCCUUCGCUGGUUGCACUCGAAGACUAACACUGAAUUCUUCUCGGCAUCCAGCGAUGCAACAGUUCUAUUUUGGGAUGCGCGCAUCCUUAAGGGCCCAAUGGGCACAGUCGUCAUCGACCCGGAAAGAACUGAAAAUCCAGAACGUCUACGUGCGCAUGCUAUCUCCGUCCUUGAAUUUGAAUUUACCAUUUCUACUAGGUACAUGGUGGGCUCUGAGUUGGGGUAUAUAUUCAUAGGAAACCGCAAGGCUAUGACUCCAUCGGAAGCACUUCUGGCUAGAUGGCCUGUAAUGACAGGACCCAUCUACGACCUCAUACGAAAUCCCAUUUAUGUGAAAUAUUUUCUUGUGGUCGGGGAUUACGCUGCAAAAAUAUGUGUUGAAGAUUGCAAGGAGGGUGAAUUAAUUUGUACGAAAAAUCAUCCGAGUGAGCUACGUUGCGGAACCUGGAGUUCAACUCGAUGCUCUUUGUUCUUCCUUGGUAGAUGCGAUGGCGUUUUGGAGUUCUGGGAUUUGAUUAUGUCGCAAGAGAAACCGAUUUUGGAGAAGAAAAUUUGUACUGGACCCAUUUGGUCACUGAAAAGUUCGGAAAGUGGAAAACUACUUGCAGUGGGAACUGAUCCUGGAGAUAUAUAUGUUUUUGAAUUAGAUGAUGCCUUGACUGUUAGCGAUCGUAAUGAGAAGGCUGCUGUUGGUGCCAUUUUCGAACGUGAAACUCGUCGUGUCAAACUUCUAGAAGGACGAAUGAGGGAAAUCAACUUGAAAAUUGCUGCUGAAGAGGCAAAGCGGAAGAAACUAGAGGAAGAAGCUAGGAAACGGGAGUUGGAAGAGAUGGGUGAAGGUGACGGUGCCCCAGAUGAGGAAGAUCAAAUAACCCAAGGUACUGCUGCCGAUCAGCCACCCCCAGCAGAGCCUGUUGGUGAGAGUGUAUCCAUGCAGGGGGCACCUCCACCAACUGAAGAGGAAGGCGAGCGUGCUAGUAAGCAAGAUGAAGAAGCCAAAAGUGGCGCCGGGGCAGCCGAUGAAGAAGAGGGAAGCGCAUCAGAAGGUGACGAAGUAAAAACCCUAGUUGAAAUACAAAAUACUGAGACGCUUUUCUUUAAUUUAAUCGACGAUGAAAGAAAUACUCGUUCCAAUAAAUCGUAUAAUGUAGUGAAGACACCAUUUGAUGUUGCAUAUGAAAGGGAGCAGAUGAAAGUUGAAGGAGAGUCGCAAGCAGCUCAAAAAAGUGGAAUUUUAGAGGAAUUGUCCGCACAAGUUGGUCAGGGAACAAUGGAAAAGCUAGGGACGCAGGUGCCACGUGAGUCUCAAGAUACCCGAGUGUCCCAUGCAACACAGAGAUCUCUCGCACCACAAGAAUCACAGGCUGUGAAAGAGUCAACACCACGAGGAUCUCAAGCACCUCAAGAGCUUCAAGUACCUUCAGGGAGUCGAACACCUGCGGGAUCUCAAGCACCAAGGGUAUCUAUAGCACCGCAAGCCUCUCUGGCAACACGGGACUCUCAAGCACCACGGGAUUCUCAGGUACCACAGGGAUCUCAAACACCACAGAAUACUUCGGCACGUCCGAGCUCUCGAUCAGCCCAGACUCCACGUGAAUCACAAGCUGCCGCUUCAACGCAAAGCCCGCGAAAUUCUCAAGGCGCUCGCUCGCAAGGUGGCCCAUCUCAAGGUGCACCUCCUUCUCGAGGCUCUGAGAAUGCAAAUGUAAAUUGAGGCAGUCCAAGUAAGACUUCAAAUGAUUCAUAAGUAUAUUAGCUAUUAAUAUUUGGUCCAAUAAAAUUAUCUUUGACUUUGUGUAGUUUUGUUCCGCGUGGACAUCUUUGAGUUUUCAUUUUGAC